Messenger RNA from Didymodactylos carnosus, 903 nucleotides. The record is from the annotation of a GenBank genome assembly. Lineage: Eukaryota; Metazoa; Rotifera; Eurotatoria; Philodinida; Philodinidae.
AUGACGAAUACAACUGUUCCUGUUUCGACAUUUGAAGAGAUCGUAGAGAAAAAUGAUCUACCGAAAGUAAUCGUAUUUGGCGGCGGUGGGCUAGGAAAAACGACAUUGGUGAACAACUUGACAAAUGCCAAAUUUAAAAUUAGUACAAAUAGCAACGAUGGCACUUUCAACUUCCAAGGCGCAUCGAUCAACCAUAAUGGCAAUCCUAUAUUGGUUGUUGAUUCACCUGGUUAUAGACUAAAUGAAGACAGAUGGUGGAACGGAGUGAUGCAAAUAAAAAAUAUAAUCGGAGUUAUUAUCCUGCAUAAAUAUGAGCAUCGAAACAGUGGCUAUGGCAACUUUGGCUAUGUACUCGCGUAUUUAAAGAAAUGGAAAGGUAGCAAAGUGAAGACGUUUUUGCUGGACCAUUCUGGAGCCGUUGAAAAGGAAAAUUAUAUGGCUGACAGUAUUCCAGUCAAAAGCCAAGAGAUCACUUCCGUCUCGUCGGAAGUGCAAGAGUGGAUUCGGCACUUAGAUAACCAUCCAAUUCACAUUAUUUUACCUGUUGCUCUGAUUGAGCAAUACCAAAGACAGCUGGAUAAAAAUCAUGAACUUUGGUCUCAUCAUAAACGUGAGAUCAGUGAAAAAGUACGUAUUAUUGAAAGCGUGGAAAGAGAAAAAAGAGAACUUCAAGUGUCGCACGAAGAGUUAGAAACAGCAAUAGCCGAACUACCAGCGAAGUUGGCAAUUUAUGAUGACAAUUGUAAAGGCUACUUACCAAAUACUCCUCAUUGGUCACAAUAUCUUUAUUCAUGGUUACCUGUUGUCCGUAUCUUCCAUCUGAACUUAUUACGGACGAAAGGCGAGAAAGAUCAUAAGAUCGUCAAAGGAAUCAUCGACUGUCAGAAGAAAAAGAAAAAAUAA